Penicillium maclennaniae is the source of this 852-nucleotide messenger RNA. Its product is annotated as 25S rRNA (adenine2142-N1)-methyltransferase. NCBI's taxonomy places the organism in Eukaryota, Fungi, Ascomycota, Eurotiomycetes, Eurotiales, Aspergillaceae. The record is from RefSeq and is a predicted model, not a curated record. Bases 1 to 852 code for a protein of 283 amino acids. The transcript has a single exon. Gene Ontology annotation, molecular function: rRNA (adenine) methyltransferase activity. Gene Ontology annotation, cellular component: nucleolus.
AUGGCUCCCAAAAGCCGGUCCAAACGGCCCGGUCUCCUAUCUACUGGACGACCGCCGACGGUCAAGUCUAAGCAAGCGGCUCUGUCCUCGAAGGCUACCCGUACCCUCAUUCGCUCGCAUCACCAGUUGCUUAAGGCGCGGGCACAGGCUACGAAGGCCGGUGAUGAGGCUCGGGUCAGCAGCAUCGAUGCCCAGAUCCAUGCCAAUGGCGGACUGGAAAGUUAUCAGAUUGCCAGCAAGCUCGGCCAGUCCUCGGACCGCGGUGGUGACUCUAGCAAGAUACUGGUUGAUUGGAUCAAGCCACAGCUAGACAAAUGGGACCCAUCUCUUCCCAAAUUGCGUGUUCUUGAAGUCGGCGCAUUGAGUACGAAAAAUGCCUGCUCAAGGACCCCGGCGUUGGAUGUGACGCGAAUUGAUCUGAACUCGCAAGAACCCGGCAUUCUCAAGCAGGACUUCAUGGAGCGUCCUCUACCAUCUACGGAUGAAGACCGUUUCAAUAUCAUCAGUCUGUCUUUGGUUCUCAACUAUGUCCCGGAUGCCAUAGGCCGCGGCGACAUGCUCAAGCGCUUAGUCAAAUUCCUGACACCUCUUUGCUCCAUCACUUUCACACCGACCCUCUUCUUUGUGUUGCCGGUAGCUUGCAUCGAUAACUCACGCUACCUUACGGAAGAGAGGCUCCUCGAGAUUUUUGCGAGCUUAGGUUUUCACCUAGUGGAAAGCAAACGAACCAACAAGCUCAUUUAUCAAUUAUGGCAUUAUACUGGGAACCCCAAGCCCAGGAUGUUCAAAAAAGACAUGCUCAAUCCCGGCGUGAAGAGGAACAACUUCGCGGUUAUCCUCAACAAGGGCUGA